Kogia breviceps (pygmy sperm whale) is the source of this 1080-nucleotide messenger RNA. RefSeq names its product mitochondrial ribosomal protein L18 (gene MRPL18). Lineage: Eukaryota; Metazoa; Chordata; Mammalia; Artiodactyla; Physeteridae. The record is from RefSeq and is a predicted model, not a curated record. Gene Ontology annotation, cellular component: ribosome; mitochondrion. Gene Ontology annotation, molecular function: structural constituent of ribosome; 5S rRNA binding. Gene Ontology annotation, biological process: translation.
UCCGGCGCCUGCGUGCGCCCCAGCGUAAGCGCUGAUUGGAAGAGCGGAGAUGACGGAUUGCCCUAUCCAUCACUCAGCGGCAGGGGGCUUGUUCGGGUUCGAGGCGUCGAUGACCUUACCUUCUCCUAAGGCCUUUCCCUAAGUUAAUAUGGCUGCGGCCGGCGAGCAGCUGGGGCGCCGCUGAGGAGAGGAAGCGAGGUCUUUCCGAGGUUUUGGCUACGAUUCCCCUCAGCAAUGGCGCUUCGGUCGGGGUUCUGGGAGCUGUUGUCAGUUUGCAGAAACCCCGGGUGUCGGGUGGCAGUGCUGUCGACCAGUUCCAAGCCAGCGGUGAAGCCUGAAGCGGACCCCGAAGGAAAUGAAGCUGUUGCCCCGGAGUUCACCAACCGGAACCCCCGGAAUCUGGAGCUCUUAGCGGUAGCCAGAAAAGAGCGGGGCUGGGGGACAGUGUGGCCCUCCCGCGAGUUCUGGCACAGGUUGCGAGUUAUAAGGAGUCAGCAUCACAUAGACGCGCUUGUUGAGCAUCGCAAUGGCCAGGCUGUGGUUUCGGCAUCCACUCGUGAAUGGGCCAUUAAAAAACACCUUUAUAGCACCAGAAACGUGGUGGCUUGUGAGAGUGUAGGACGGGUGCUGGCAGAGCGGUGCUUGGAAGCAGGAAUCAACUUCAUGGUCUACCAGCCAACUCCCUGGGAGGCAGCCUCGGACUCGAUGAAACGACUGCAGAGUGCCAUGACAGAAGGUGGUGUGGUGCUGAAGGAGCCUCGGAGAAUCUAUGAAUGAAGCAGAAGCGUUGUUCGAUACUUGUAAAUGUAAAGCUGUCAGCUAGUCAUUCAUCAGAGGAGAGCCUCUAGCAGAACCGCCAGCUUGGACGUCUUGUUCAAUAACCUAACAGCGGGACGUCAUGAGUAGUUACGGUUGUCGUCUUCCCCCCUCGUGUGUAUUUGUUUUAAACCCAGGGCUAAAUUCUUCUCUCUCGGACGUGAGAGAAGUAUUUGAGAAGAGCCGUUGCCAAGUAUAAUUAACUUUUGAGGAACAAAUUAAAUGUUGUUUAUAAGUUAAAGAAUAAAGGUAUAUUAUGAACUC